Molecule: messenger RNA, 1172 nt
Organism: Hermetia illucens (black soldier fly)
Lineage: Eukaryota; Metazoa; Arthropoda; Insecta; Diptera; Stratiomyidae
Product: venom protease-like
Exons: 6
Coding region: 43-1131 (362 amino acids)
Biological process (GO): proteolysis
Molecular function (GO): serine-type endopeptidase activity
Source: RefSeq, a predicted model, not a curated record
ACUCACAAGAUAUUCCAAACUUCUAGUUAAUAUCAAGACAGAAUGAGGUCCAAACGUGUCGCAGUAGAAUUCCUGGCUGCCUUUCUUUUAAAUUUUCUUCUUACAAUCAGUGGCCAAGAUUCGAUUUACUAUCCGUUAGAUAGCGAGAAGUCAGUGGGCGAAAAGUGCAUAAGAAGUGAUGGAUUAAGUGGAAUUUGUGAAAAUAUCGAAAAUUGCCCCCAGAAAAAUGUGCCUCUACAGAAUUUGGACUUUUGCUCUUUUUCUGGUCAAACACUAAUCUACUGCUGCCCACAAGUGCUGGAGAAAAUUGAAAAAUCAAAGACCUCCUUGAGGUUGGUGGAGGAAAUUUGCGAAAAAUACUACCCGAGAGGUACAUUCCAAAUUUUGGUCGUUGGGGGAAAACGAUCUUUACCUCAACAGCAUCCGCAUAUGGCUGCUAUUGGCUGGAGUUCAGAAGACGGAAUUGAUUGGAGAUGCGGGGGAAGUGUGAUCACAAACAAAUUUAUUAUAACUGCUGCUCACUGUACUAGUUCCCGAGGAGUCCAACCUGAUAUCAUCCGAACUGGAGACUUAAAUCUCCUCGAAACGGAGAACGACACGUAUCCAGUUGAUUUCAAGAUAAAUGGUAUAUUCGUACAUCCUCAGUACUCAGCGUCGUUGGUUUACCAUGAUAUUGCACUUUUAAAAAUUUCGCCAGAAUUCGAAAUUACAUCAACAACAAAACCAGCCUGUCUUUGGGCUACGGAGGAUAUUCCAGAGGAAGAAAUGACAGCUUUGGGCUACGGAACGCUCGAAUACAGUGGACCUCAAGCUAACACUCUAUACGAAGCAACGAUCCCAGUUCUAGCAAAUGAAAUGUGUAGUUUGAAGGUCCCAAGUAAUGAGCGUCUUCCAAACGGGAUAAAAGACGGACAAAUGUGCGCUCUUGAUCCAAAUGGGCAAAAAGAUACUUGUCAGGGAGACUCUGGAGGACCGUUGCAAUUUAAACACUAUAUUGGGACAGUAAGCAUGCCGGCUAUAGUAGGAAUCACAUCAUUUGGGCAAUACUGUGCUGGACCUAGCCCCGGAGUGUACACAAGAGUUUCAGCUUAUUUAGAUUGGAUUGAAUCUGUACUAAAAACUGACCAAUGAUAUGCUCUAUUUUCAAUAAAGUCACUGGGCUUCACGGUUUC